This is a messenger RNA of Melanotaenia boesemani (Boeseman's rainbowfish), 3668 nucleotides long. RefSeq names its product peptidase inhibitor 16-like. Gene Ontology annotation, cellular component: extracellular region. Bases 163 to 1263 code for a protein of 366 amino acids. The transcript has 6 exons. Lineage: Eukaryota; Metazoa; Chordata; Actinopteri; Atheriniformes; Melanotaeniidae. The record is from RefSeq and is a predicted model, not a curated record.
UGAGGAGCGAUCACACACAUUUUUACUGACUCUCAAACACACACUCAAACACAAGUGGUUUAUUGUACACACACAUGUAAACAUAGACCAGUCCAUCACACACAUACACACACUUUGGGCUAACCACUUCAGGAUCCAUCCCUCAGGACUUCAUUUCCCAUCAUGCAACGGAGGAGCCUCUCGGAGCUCCAGGGAGGCUCGACCCCACGGACUACCCAGGAUGGAGCCUCCUCAUGGAGGUCCAACCUGAGGAUGGAAUCCUUUGGUUUCUGGCCGAAGAGAGAGGCUCCUCUCUGGGUGUGGAUGCUACUGGGGGCCCUGCUGGUUCCUGGAGCUUGGAGCUCCCUGAGUGAAGAAAAUGAGGAGCUGCUGGUGGAGCUUCAUAACCGCUACAGAGGACUGGUUUCUCCCAGUGCCUCGGCCAUGAUGCCUCUGAAAUGGGACUCAACUCUGAAGGUGAUUGCAGAGGCUUAUGCCGCUAAAUGUAUCUGGAACCACAACCCAGACCUGAGAGAUGUUGGAGAGAAUCUGUUUGUUGGCAACGGGCCGCUGGACCUCGCAGAGGCUCUGGAGAAAUGGUUCCUGGAAAACCUGGACUACAGCUACCAAAACAACACCUGUGAUGAAGAUAAGAUGUGUGGACACUACACACAGAUGGUGUGGGCAGACACACACAGAGUUGGCUGUGCCAUCCAUCACUGUAACACCAUGGACGGACUGGACUGGGAGAGAACCAACUUCCUCGUCUGUAACUACUACCCAGCGGGUAACUUUGAGAACGAGCAGCCGUAUGUAGAAGGUGACUGGUGCUCCCAGUGUCCUGAAAACCUCCAGAAAUGUGAAAACAACCUCUGCGUUCCCGACACUGAAGAUGAAGAAGUGACAGAUGAACUUUCCUCACAGCCUCCAGAAAUCCUUCCUACUAAAUGGACCGACUCCCCAGACCAGCUGGCCACCACUGCCAAUAUUUUCAGUAUCCUAUCCACCCUCGUUACAAGAGACUUUGAGGGCACCCCACCUCCAGAAACCACUGCUGAGGCUGCGGACUCCCUUAGAACCCCUUCAGCAACACCGGAACAAGAAGAGGAGGCUGAAGAAAACAAUGAGAACCAGGAGAAGGAGAAGAAGAGAGAAGAAAGUACAAAGAGGAAGGAUGAGAUAUGGGUGGGAUUAGAGCCCAAACGAAUACCUAUACCAUCUGCUGGGUCAAUACUCACACCUUCAGUCCUGUUAGCCUCUCUGACUGGAAUCCUGACGCUGUGAGGAGAAAGAGGAGAGGUGAAAGAAGAGGAGAACAGAGGAGACAAUGACUUCUCCUCACCUCUGCUGUCUUACAUCGACUGCACACUGUUAACCCACCCGGCAGUAACAAACAUCUCUUCUGUAGAAAAAAAUAGGUCAAAUAAUGAUUCUCUCUCAUUAGUAAACAGCAGCUGUUUUCACAUCUGCAUGGAGUCUAGGCUGAGGUCUGGCUGAAAUAAUGUCAGCAUAACCUGCUUCAGUCCACCUGGAACACUACCUGACAUAGAGCUAAAAGCACCGUUUUCACAGGAAACAAGUUCACAUUGUGUGUUGAGGAUUUUUAAGUACUAACUAGAAAAAUGGGACAAAACUAAUGUGUUAUUCCUAAAUUUAAACCUUUUCUAAAGCAACCUUUCAAUUAUCAUCUUGAUCUCUUUGAGUAUUAAGAUCAGUUUGUGGAGCUAUAUCAGAAUGUGGUUAGCAUUAGCCUAGCAUAAAGACUGGAAACACAAAUUUCAGAGACAUAACUACAUUUAUGAUCACUCAUUUCUAAUAUUUGUAGCUGACAAGUUCCCAAUAAACCUGCCAGCUGCACGGUUCUGAUGCAGAUCUUGUUUUGUGUAAUGGAACAACUACAUUCUUGGAAAAACAACGUAAGAAUUGGAAUACACAAGAAGCACUCUCAGCUUCAGCUGUGUCUUCACAUGCUAACACCCUCAAAGGCUGAAAAGGUCACAUCGGUUAUUUGUUGGCGCCCUCUGACAACAGCAAUCCAUCUGCAUCCUGUCUCUUGUCUGAGAUCUCUCCAGUAAAUGUCAGUCUGAUCUUGAUUCUCUUCUCAUCUCUUGCUUUCACACUUUCUCUAUCUUCGAUAAUGUCCUCUUGGGUUUCUUUGCUGAGUCGGCCAUAGCGGUGGCAUAUGAUGUGAGGCAGUAAAGCAGAACACUGCUGUCACAUGAUGCUCCAGGCUGGAAGAAAAAUAGUGAAACGUGGUUUCUCUGCUUCAGGAUGCUGCAGGGCAGCAAUGGCUGGUUAUGUUCUGUUGCUUUAAGAAAACACUGUGUUACUUUCUGACUAUAAAAUAUGUGUUUCUCACUCAUUUGGUGACACAGUGACAUUUAUUAUGUACAUUCCUGGAGAGGUUGUUCCCUGCAGCAUCCCGAAGCUGAGAAACCACACUUUUAGCUUCAGGAGGCUGUGUCACCUUACAGCUGAGUUCUAUGUACCGUGUCACACUGGAUAUAAACACACUGGCCAUUUAGAACACACACCAUGAUUCAUUAAAGAAAUGUGAAAAUGGAUUAACCGUCUAUGGGAGGCGCGUCGCUGAGAAAAUCUGCCAGGGGUCAGUAGUGUGCCUUUAAAGCUGGCUCACGCUCUGAAUCACUGCAUCUCACUGCGUCUUUUUCUUCCACAGUGACACAGAUUGGGGCAGAAAGUCAAUCAGCUGAUGGAACAGACAUCAGUUUGAUUUUUGUUAAAUGAUUUUCUCAGCAUGUAGUUGACCAUUCAGCCAUGUUUGGAUAGAAAUGAAGCAAUAAACAUCAGAGGAAUAGCCUAGCUUUUCCCCACCUCCAGUCUUUGUGCUAAGCUAGGCUUGUAUUGUAUCAUAUCAUACUUACAACUAUUUAAACAUGUCUCACCUACUUCAGCUCAAAUUAAAGCACACUGUGAUCAAAAUAACUGCCCAUUUUAACCAAGUGUGUUUAAAUGGAUCAUUUCAGAGAUGCUGCCACAGUCUGACUACAUUUAGUGAAAUUCUUUUUAAAGACUAAUUAAUCUAUUUUACCAGGUGGAAAGUUCAUCAGGGGAUUGAAAGGUGUUAUGGUGGGGGUGUGCACACUAUUGUCAGCGAGAGGAUUCUUAGUUCAGCUCAUGUUCUUCUCCAGUACUUUCUGUGUAAUUAUGAUUUUCACUUUCAUGGGUGAAGGUUUUGUAACUUCGACAGAAAGCGACACCUGGAAAAAACUGUCAUCUGACUUCAGGAUUUUUCAUGUUUUCACUGCUGACCGAGUGGAAACAGCAGAAUAAUUCAGCAUCUCAGAUCUUAUGUUGGACUUUUGUGUCUGCAGGGUGAGGAUGGUCGCAGUUCUUUCUCCAGUAAAAUUAUUCUGAUAUACAUGAUCAUCAAAUGUGGGAAAACUGCUAAAUGGGCACCAUUUUUAUUGUGAUUUUUGUGUUUAAAACAUUUGAAAUGUAGGAGAAAUAUUUGCUGAAGAAUCUUUGUUGUGUUUGAACUGACGACCCUACUCUUCUUUCUAUUGUACACGUUAUUAUAUGUGAGACUGGACCUACAACUGGACAUCAUCUCAUCAUUUACUCAUCUCUGCUACACCAUCAACUGGAAAUGACCACAAUUAUCUUGGAUAACUUUUAGCAAAGAUGAUGUAAAUGUCUGUAAUAUAAGAUUAAUAAAGACAUAAACU